AAUUAUGUCGUUGAGCCAAACGUGCAAAAAACUUUUAAUUUCUUCAUUUUUUUCAAUGCUUAUUAACAAUUUAAUUUAAUUCUGAAAGUUUAAUAAAGCAAACAAAUUUUAAAUAUGAACAGUUUACUCGUUUUUACCUAUUCAAUUUUUUAAAUAACAAAUUAAAAUUGAAAAAAUCCCAGCAAAAUGGUAAAAGCAGUUUUUAAUUUAUUGAAUUAAUCGUAUUAUGCGCAAACAUAGCUUUUUCAGAACAAAGUUGCAUUUGCGCAUAAUGCGAUUGACCGAUGAACUACAAAAACUCACCCUACUUUUUCGAUUUGGAACCGCCGAAAUAUAAAAUGCGCUCUAUACAAUCGCUUUCCGAUUAAUAGCGCGCACACGAUUUGCCAGACUCUCAUUGAUUACUGGCUGACCAUUGUAAAAGGAUAUACGCAAUGCCAGCGCAAGCGCACGUUCUCGGAACCUUGCAAUCAAUGCCGCGCGUCCGCCUCUUCUUCUUGCAGUCUUCGGCAUAAUCUGUCACCGCGAACAUGUCCAAUAUACGCGAUAAGUCUACGACGUUGCAUAACUCCAGUUACGAGCAAGACAUUCGAUAUGCCUUCAAGGUGAACAAUUGGAUUCUGGGCUCGAUCGGUCUUUGGCCAGUCGUGAAACGAGGUAUUGGACAGCACGUGCCCAAGAUUGCGAUCGCAUUUUGGAAUUUCGCGUUAAGCUUCGCGAUAGUGCCCUGCGCUCUGCAUAUCGUUUAUGAUCAAAAAGAUGUCAUCAAAAGGUUGAAGUUAGGCGGCCUGUUGACCUUUUGCCUCACUGUGAUGGCGAAGUAUUGCAUCCUCGUGAUACGUUGCCCUAGGAUACAUCGUUGCAUCGAACACGUAAAGAAUGAUUGGUGGCAGGUAACAUUCAGGUCCGAUCGCGAGUUGAUGCUAAAGUACGCUAACACCGGUCGCAAUCUGACUAUAAUUGGCGUGUCUCUCAUGUACGGUGCUGGCAUUAUUUAUCAUUUUGUUCUGCCAUUCUGUUCCGAGCACAAAAUCGCCAAUCAAACUAUCAGACCGCUCGUCUAUCCAAUCUACAGUAAAUUUAGCCAGUCACAAAUUAGCCCAGUAUACGAAAUCGUGUAUAUGGCUCAUUGCAUGUGUGGAUACACAUUAUAUUCAGUGACAGCCGGUACCUGCGGUUUGGCCGCUUUGUUUGCCACUCAUGCGUGUGGCCAAAUCCAAAUACUUAUUUCACGACUAGAAGAUCUAUUAACUGGCAAAAGAUUCAAACAAAACCCGAACGUUCAUCGUCGAAUCGCGGUUAUCGUACAAAAUCACGUACAAAUAAUAAGGUUUGCGGCCACGGUGGAGGAAGUUUUGCAAGAAGCGUGUUUAAUAGAGUUCACUAGUUCCAUAUGCACAAUAUGUAUACUCGAAUUCCUCUGUAUAGUGGAUUGGAAGGCGAACGAUACAGUUAGUCUAGCGACUUAUCUUUUGCUAUUUGUGUCAUUUUGCUUCAAUGUUUACAUCCUAUGCUAUAUCGGCGAACUUCUCAUGGACAAGAGCAGUCAAAUUGGAUCGAUAUGCUACAUGAUCAAUUGGUAUCAAUUAUCGUCAAAAUCAGCUCGCAGUCUUGUACUGAUACUCGCGAUGUCUAGCCAUCCCAUAAAAAUCAGUGCUGGUAGAAUGGUAGACUUAUCAUUAAUGACUUUCGGAAAUGUACUAAAAACUAGCGUAGCGUAUAUGAGCUUCCUACGAACGUUAGUUAUGUAAAUGUACAAUUAUGUGACAUAUAUUAAGAAAUAUUUUAAAUUUGAUCUAGUUUAUGAUUCCAACAUAAAAGAAACGUAAGAAACAAUUUUCGUAUAUAUGUUAUAUGAUAUUACUUAUAGAAUAAAAUAUUUAUGUCUGUA
Messenger RNA from Solenopsis invicta (red fire ant), 1891 nucleotides. RefSeq names its product odorant receptor 43a. NCBI's taxonomy places the organism in Eukaryota, Metazoa, Arthropoda, Insecta, Hymenoptera, Formicidae. Gene Ontology annotation, cellular component: plasma membrane. The record is from RefSeq and is a predicted model, not a curated record. Gene Ontology annotation, molecular function: odorant binding; olfactory receptor activity. The transcript has 6 exons. Gene Ontology annotation, biological process: detection of chemical stimulus involved in sensory perception of smell; sensory perception of smell. Bases 531 to 1751 code for a protein of 406 amino acids.